This is a messenger RNA of Pteropus alecto (black flying fox), 3402 nucleotides long. RefSeq names its product NOP2/Sun RNA methyltransferase family member 4 (gene NSUN4). Gene Ontology annotation, cellular component: mitochondrial large ribosomal subunit. The transcript has 6 exons. Bases 76 to 1230 code for a protein of 384 amino acids. Lineage: Eukaryota; Metazoa; Chordata; Mammalia; Chiroptera; Pteropodidae. Gene Ontology annotation, molecular function: methyltransferase activity. The record is from RefSeq and is a predicted model, not a curated record. Gene Ontology annotation, biological process: rRNA methylation.
CGCGCACCACCUCUCGGGAACCCGCAGGUCUCGCGUUGUUGUUCCGGUCGGAAUUACCCGGAGGCGCAAGCCGGUAUGGCUGCGCUAGUAGUGAGAGGAGUUCGGGACCUGCUGAAGCGUGCGGACUUCGCGACGGUCCCGCGGAGAUAUCGAUAUAAGAAGAAGUGGGCUGCCACAGAACCCAAAUUUCCUGCCACUCGACUGGCUCUGCAGAAUUUUGACAUGACCUAUGGUGUACAGUUUGGGGAUCUUUGGCCAUCAAUCCGGGUCAGUCUCCUCUCAGAGCAGAAGUAUGGUGCACUGGUCAAUAACUUUGCUUCCUGGGAUCACGUGAGUGCUGAGCUGGAGCAACUGAAUGCCAGGGACUUUGUGAAUAAAGCCCCUUCUCAUGGGGAACUGGAGCCUGAGAAUGGCCAAACUACAGCUUCAUUCCCAGCUUCCUCGGACUGUAGUCCAAACCUUCGAUGCUUCACUUUUACCAAAGGGGAUGUCAGCCGUUUCCCUCCUGCCAGGCUUGGCAGCCUGGGUGUCAUGGACUACUACUUAAUGGAUGCUGCCUCCUUGCUACCUGUCCUGGCCCUUGGCCUGCAGCCUGGUGACACUGUCCUUGACCUAUGUGCAGCCCCUGGGGGAAAGACACUAGCAUUGCUUCAGACUGGCUGUUGCCGCAAUCUUGCUGCCAAUGAUCUUUCCACCUCUCGAACAGGCAGACUACAGAAGAUCCUUCACAGCUAUGUACCUCAAGAUAUUAGGGAUAGGAGUCAAGUUCGAGUCACCUCAUGGGAUGGCAGGAAGUGGGGAGAACUGGAGGGGGACACCUAUGACCGGGUGCUGGUGGAUGUUCCCUGUACCACAGACCGCCAUUCCCUUCAUGAGGAGGAGAACAACAUUUUUCAGCGGUCAAGGAAGAAGGAGCGACAGAUGUUGCCUAUGCUGCAGGUGCAGCUUCUCGCGGCUGGACUCCUUGCCACCAAACCAGGAGGCCACGUUGUCUAUUCCACUUGCUCACUCUCACACUUACAGAAUGAAUAUGUGGUGCAAGGCACCAUUGAACUCCUGGCCAAUCAAUAUAGUAUCGAAGUUCGGGUGGAAGACCUGACUCACUUCCGAAAGCUUUUCAUGGACACCUUCUCUUUCUUCCCAUCCUGCCAGGUUGGAGAACUGGUAAUCCCAAACCUCAUGGCCAAUUUUGGGCCCAUGUACUUUUGCAAAAUGUGUAGACUGACAUAGCAUCACCCUGUUCCUGAAGCCCUGGUGUUGGAAGACAAAGGGUGUAUUCUUAUGGAGGUACUGGAAACAGACCAGUGGCAAAGAUGCCCUCUAUUCUGUUCAAAUCUUUCUAUUGACAGUUUUCAGCAAUAGGAAGUCAGAGUUUUUCUGUCAUGCUGUCCAGUUGUGGAGCAUCAGCAGGUUUCUAACUCACUUAUUACACCCCACCCCCACUUCCCAUUGCCAAGCCUGUACUAAAGUUUCCUACCCCAUUAGGAGGAGAAGCCAGUGAGCAGGCCCACACUUUAAGCUGUAAACUUGGGAAGAAGUAUUUAGCCAAUAAAAUUGAAGCUCCAUAGAGCUGGGGCUGUAGUAGGGGGCCUCAUGUCAGUCUAAGUAGUUAGUUGCACUUGUACCAGCUGUUGCACUGUGCACUAGCUCCCGAGUGUCUAAAGCCCAGGACCUCAGCCUGGUUACAGGCCUCUGGUUACAGGGCCCCUCUCACACUUGAGCUGAGUUCUGUGUGAUCAGUCUUGAGCAGCAAGUGGGCUCAAACAAGCCUACCUAGUUUCUCCAUAUGGCCCAUAAUCUAAUUUAAGAAACAAGGAACUAAAAAUGUUAAGCCAAUGAAUAAUAAUCUGCUUACUUACAUUGAGAAAGCUCUCCAGAGCUGAGUAAUUCCAGCCAUUCUUCCUGCUGUCAACAGCACUGCUACCCAGUUGUGGCUGGAGAAGCUGUUCUGCCACAGGUAGAACAGCUGUGAUACCUCUUUGUGUGUUUCUUUUAUUGUUCAUUCCUUUAGCAUGUAUUUCUCAAGCUCACGUAUGACAAACAGGGAGCUGCUAGAGAUGUAGUAGUUGGGAUUGUGGGGGAUAACGUGGCCUCGUUCUUCAGAAUGCCAGUUCUUCUCCUGUUUUAUGAGCAUCUAGGAAACUCCUAAUGUCUUGUUUUGUUAUAUUCUGGGUUUUUUUUUGUUGUUGUUGUUGUUGUUUUAGUUUUUUCCUUGUUCCUGAUCUGUGGCUGAGCUCUGGUGCCAGUUCUUUGGCCUACAUGAAACACUCAAAGCUCUUCCCCCAGCAUCAUAGGGCUUUACCUCACGCAGUGUUUGGGAGCAACAUCACAUCAUUUACUGAUUGCAUGCUAGUUAUAUUGUUUUAGCACAAAUAAGGCAAUCCUUUAAUGACAGGGAUAUUAAAAAUUGCUUAUGGUCACUUGCAGAUAUUGCUUUAUUAAACAAUUUUUUCCCCCUGAAAAACUGGCUUUUGUGUAGAAAAGGGUGCGUAAUUUUAGAAUACUUGUAUUCUUGGUUUUCUCACUUUCCUUAUCCCUCCUCUUCCUGUCACUGUUUUUAUGCCUUUCCUGCUAAUCCUUGUUUGGGUAUUAGAGGUAUCAGCUGAGAAGGACUUUAAAUGUGGUUAAGCCUUCUCCUUUCUUGAGAUUUGCAUUGUAACUGAGGGCCCAGGAAGACCUUCCAGACUCAAAUCCUAAUUAAGCUAGGAAGAUGGAGCUCCAGGGAGUAGGAACCUAAUUAGCCUCAUGUGGUCCUGCCUGCUGUUUACUCUUUACUCUGUAUUUGCUGAGGUGGGGAAGUCUCAGGUGCUUGGGCUUCUGCCCCUGUUCCAGGCUGGUGCUAAUCGAAUGCUAAGCAGUGAUAAUCCAAGGGGAGAGGGUCCUCUGCCCCUGGGUCCUUGUUUCUGGUCUGUGGCUAAUUGGGGACAAACAAACUCAGGUAAGAAAAACAGAGAAGUACUUUGGAAAACACUUUAUCUUCUGUAAUUGAAUAUUUAUCUAGUUUACAACCCAGCUAUUCCAAUACUUGGGAUAACCAAGAGAAACUCUUAGAUGUACACCAGGAGAAUUGUAUAAAAAUGUUCAUAGCAGCCCUGGUCAAAAAAGCAAACUCAAAUGCCCAUGAGUAAGAGAGUAUACAAAUAAACUGGAAUAUUCACACAGUGGAAUAUUACACAGCUGUCAAAUGAACUACAGUGACAUAACAAUAAGGAUGAAUCUUAGCAAUAAAAUAUUAAAUAAAAAAGUUUAGCCCCAAAAGAUUAAAUGUAACAUGAUGCUCUUAUUAUUUACAUACAAUAUAAUUUAAUUUUAAAUGUACUGUUCAAUGAAUUUUGGUAAUUGUAUAUAAUCUGUAACCACCAUCACCAUCAAAAUAUAGAAAACAAUUCCAUCCCCUAAAAA